GGCUCAGUAGUUAAUGAUCUAUGGCUAAUUUUUUAAGUCAUUGUUGCUUGUGAUGCGUUUUGCAGGAUCUGAUGUAGUCUCUUCUCAGCCAGAUGACAAUAGCCAAACACACGCUACAGAUUUUCUAAAGGGAAGUCACCGUGACAAAAACAGCUCAUAUGUCUAUUCUGAUUCGACUUCGCGUGGAGAUCAAGCAAAAACAAGCAAUUGUUGGUCUCAAACUUCUUUUUCGGCUCCUAACCCUCCUGGAAAUUUCAAUGGUGCUGUUACAUUUUGCAGUACAUUGCAGGAGGCUUUCAUAAAUUUAUUGGCCAAUGAUUUGGAUGCAAUCGAACAAGUGAAAGGAAUUUAUGCUGUGACUGCUGAUCAUGGAAACGCAUUGGACAUGGUGAAGAGGGAUAAGUCUGAGAAGCCUGCUUUGGAUAAGGAAGGGAAGCUUCAGAUUCUAACAUCUCACACACUCGAGCCAGUGCCAAUUGCUAUUGGAGGUCCUGGCUUGACUCAAGGAGUGAGAUUCCGUAAAGAUCUGGAAAUACAGGGGCUUGCGAAUGUAGCUGCAACAGUGAUGAACCUCCAUGGAUUUGUGGCUCCCUCUGACUAUGAGCCCACUCUAAUUGAAGUAGUGGAGUAGAAGAAUUGAGAGCCUAAUCAGUUUUGAAUAGAGGGCUCAAACUCUCUAGUUAUCUUUUGUUAUUGCUUUCUAAUAAUAAGAGUUUACACAC
Molecule: messenger RNA, 722 nt
Organism: Arabidopsis arenosa
Lineage: Eukaryota; Viridiplantae; Streptophyta; Magnoliopsida; Brassicales; Brassicaceae
Source: the annotation of a GenBank genome assembly